This is a messenger RNA of Polistes dominula (European paper wasp), 718 nucleotides long. RefSeq names its product mitochondrial ribosomal protein S28 (gene mRpS28). The record is from RefSeq and is a predicted model, not a curated record. Gene Ontology annotation, cellular component: mitochondrial small ribosomal subunit. NCBI's taxonomy places the organism in Eukaryota, Metazoa, Arthropoda, Insecta, Hymenoptera, Vespidae.
AUGCAACGAUUUGAUAUAUUAUCGAAACAAUUACGUUUAAUCAAUAUUAUCAGAACAAAUAGAACGUUUAUAAAAUCAUUCAGCAGUGAAAAACCUCCAGACGAUGGCAUGAACAAAACUGAGAAUACUCAAAUAGAGAUUAAAGAAAUAAAAUCAUCUGAUAGUUCUUUAAAUAAAUCUGAUGAAUCAAAUUCUAAUAUCAAAUCUAAUGAAAUGAAAUCUCUUGAGGAUGUAGCACAACCAGAAAUAAAGUUGAGUGGAUUUGCACAGACAUUUAAAAAGUUUUCAAAAAUUGAUACACCAGAAGAAACCAAAGGACCAACCACAUUUACUUCUUUACUACGACAGUCAGAAUUUAUGAAUUUAGGAGAUCCAGAAGGAAAGAGGGUCGUAGGGAAAAUAUUUAAAACCGUCAACGACGAUUUGUACAUAGAUUUUGGAUGGAAAUUCCAUUGUGUAUGCACCAGACCUUUAAAAAAUGGAGAAUUUUAUGUUAGAGGUUCAUUGGUAGCUUUAAAGAUAAAAGACUUGGAAUUAUCUGCAAGGUUUUUAGGUGCAACUACAGACACUACUAUCUUAGAAGCAGAUUGUGUACUUUUAGGUUUAUUAUAUUCUCCAUUAAAAAAAGUCAAUACACAAUCAGAGAAGACCCAAUUGUAAUACGUGCUAUUUAAUAUUUGUUAAUUAUUGUAAUAUCUAAUAAAUACUUAAACAUUAA